UCCUGAUAAAAUGGCAACAUUUGUCUAAAAAAAGUUAUACACAAACAAUAUGGUGGAUCAGCUGUUUUCAUUUUUCGUGAGCUCGAAAUUGUUUCCAUAAAAACGACGCGUUGUUAUGGUCACAUAGCCAUGUGUGAAUUAAAAUGGGUUCAAUCGCAUCGGUGCUGCAAUGGCAUUGUCAGACGUGUGGUCAAAUCAACCCCACCGAGAGUGUGAAGUGUUUAAAAUGUAGUAUAAAAAGAGUAUCUGAUCAUGACAGUGUUAUCCAAAAACGAUAUUACACCGGUGAUUCUUCGUCGGAAUACGCUUCUCGGACAGAAAAAAGCGGUGGAACGACUCCCGGCUCAGAAGCUAUCGUCAUACCGACAACAAACACUUUCAAUAGCGGAUGGUCGUGUGUCGGGUCAGCGCCGCUGGCGAGCCGCGCGUGGCGCUGCGGCUGCGGGCUCCGGAACGUUUCGGCCUCUUGGCGCUGCGCUGCUUGCGACAAGAUCGCGCCUCAUGCGCCUGUAUACAGAUUGUCCGAUGACGAGGAACAACCUUCAGGGAUGACUGACAAGGAUAAGCCUGACCAAGACCACAGUAUGAUAAGGUCCAACACUUUAGCUGUCCCUUCGUAUAAACCUUCGUCAAGUUUUUCCGGCGGUCGACCUCUGAACCUUGAUGUGCAGUGCCUGCGUUUAUCUCCGACGCAAAUAACCGAUCAUGCUCAUGGAGUUACAAGAUCUUUAUCUCAUGGCUCUGUGAUCAAUUCGCAACAGAAGUGGUGGAAUGUUGAAGAGACUAGAGGUACCAUAAACAGACCGACGAGUUUGUUAGUCUCUGAAAGAUAUGGUACUUCGUCGUAUAAUCCAAGGGAAUCAUUCUUGAGAAGUCUCCACACAGUUACGAGACGCCCCAAGAAGUUAAAUGAGAGCAAGUCUAAUUGGGAACUGAAUUACGUGAAAGAAUAUCAAAAAGAGCAUAGUAGAGGUCUGCAUUUGAAAAAGUGGGCUUGCAGCAAAUGUACAUUAGAAAAUUCUGGUAUUAGAACACAUUGCGAAGCUUGUUUGUCUCCAAGAAUAUCUCCUCUCGCCCGAAUUUCCAAUACAAGGGGUCUUAGUGUAACGACUUUGGGCAGACACGAGACAUUGAGUGGUAGAGAUGGAGCGACCUCGUUGCCUUCAUCUGGUGGUAUUAUGAUAACCGUUCCAGAUUGGCCGCAAACAGGUACGAAUUCUGGCGAUUCCUUUCAACGAUCAAUUAGCGCACAGAAUUCACCAGAAACUCGGCCGACUUAUCGACGAUCAUUUUCAGAACAGACGAAUGAGAAUCGACCCGUUGGUAAAGUCAUAUCGAGUAGAAGAAGUUUGAAUGACUAUCAGAAAUCACUUGCCGGCUAUUGUGGGACGCUGACAAAGCCUGAAGAUAGGCGGGAUGCUGAUAAGAAGGCGGAAGAAAAUGCUGAAUUGAUUGAUAAGGAAUGCAGCUGGGACACGAAUGCCGAAGGCGUUAUAUAUGCGCUACCGAACAAGGGCAAAUAUAAGGAUCUGAAUCUCCAAUUACAAGUCAAUAAUAAUGGCACGAGGUAUUCGUACGUGUCCGUGCAAGAUACGAAAACAGUCAUGAGCAAUUCACAGAACGAAGUCGUGUAUUCCAAUGAUAUGGGAGACGGUGAUUAUGCCAGGAUCGACGAGUUGCUAGGUGCGGAAAAUUGUAUUUCUCCGAUCGGUGAGACUAAUUUAAGGACGUCGCAUAUCGGUGCGACGAGUAAAGAGACUGGGAAAGUGUUUAAUAUGCUGCCCUCUGUCGGCAAAGUGUCGCAUAACCCUCGGGAUCCGUCUAAAGUGCCUUCUAUUCAGCAAACCUCACGCGAGCCCGGGGGCGCGGCUCGCAUGUGGCAGUGCAGCGAGUGCUGGUUCGCGUACAACGCGUGGGGCGCGCGCUGCGACGUGUGCCGCAGCGCGCGGCCGCCGCACGCCGUCACGCUCGCGCCGCACGACGCCCGCCACAGGAACAAUUCCGCGUCAGAAGCAAGCGCUACGAAAACAGAAGCGAAUCGCAACGAGCCUGCUAAAAAGCUGACAGUGCCUAUCGCUUCAUUGGAUCACGAUCUUAACAGUGACGAACUCCUAUUUGCCGUUGACACGUCGGCGCCGGCGGCGGAGCUGGGCACGUGGUCGUGCGCGCGCUGCACGCUCGUCAACGAGGCGGGCGCGGCCGCGUGCGCCGCGUGCGCCGGCUCGCGGCCCUCGCCGCACGCCUACUGGUCAUGCAGUUCGUGUACAUUAAGGAACCCGCUGUCAGCGAACCUCUGUCUUGCUUGCAAAACUCCGCCGGUACCCAAACACGGCGUCCCGGGAUCUUCGAACGAAGCUACGAAUCAAGCAGCUGCUGCGGGUCGAAGUCCAUCUAGGCACACCCCGGCACCGAGAAGAGCUUCGCGACACAAGACUCCUCCCCCCGAACACAAAGGCGAAACCACAGAAUGGCCGUGCUCGGAGUGUACGUUCGUGAACGCUGGCACGGCCCUGGCUUGCGACAUGUGCCAGUCGCCCAAAACCAGGCUUUUGCCAGCCGCGCCAGACCAGCCCAGCUUAGAUGACGAUGAUUCCCCGGAGGGUUCAGACGGGGAGCGUCAAGAGAGCACCCCUAUGGAAAUACUCCGCCUGAGAGAGGAAAGUCACGCCUGGACACAGUGGCAGGAGGUUCUAGCUCAAUGUGCCGCGACGGGCUCGAUGUACGUGGACGCGUCGUUCCCGGCGGCGCCGCGCUCGCUGUACUACGCGGGCGCGGGCGCGGGUGCGGGAGCGGGAGCGGGCGCGGCGGCGGGCGCGGGCGCGGGCGCGGGCGCGGGCGAGGGCGCGGGCGCGGCGGCGCGCUGGCUGCGGCCGCACCACAUACACGUGGACGCCGACCCGCGCCUGCCCUGGCUCGUGUUCCGCGACCCGCGCCCGUCCGACAUCUCGCAAGGUGUGCUGGGCAACUGCUGGCUGCUGUCGGCGCUGGCGGUGCUGGCGGAGCGCUCGGCGCUGGUGCGCAGCGUGCUGGUGCGCGCGGAGCCGGCCCGCGGCGCCUACCAGCUGCGCCUGUGCAAGGACGGCCGCUGGCUCACCGUCACGCUGGACGACCUGCUGCCUUGCAACCGGAAGGGACACCUCGUCUACUCGCAGGCGAAAAGAAAACAACUGUGGGUACCUUUAAUAGAGAAAGCUGUCGCGAAACUACACGGCUGCUACGAAGCGUUGGUCUCGGGGAGAGCCAUCGAAGGGCUGUGCACGCUGACGGGCGCGCCGUGCGAGUCGGUGUCGCUGCAGGCGGGCGGCGCGGGCGGCGGCGCGGGCGCCCCGCUGGAGCAGCUGGACCGCGACCUGGUGUGGGCGCAGCUGCUGUCCUCGCGCCAGGCCUGCUUCCUCAUGGGCGCCAGCUGCGGCGGCGGGAACAUGAAGGUGGACGAGGAGGAGUACCAGCGCCUGGGCCUGCGGCCGCGCCACGCCUACUCCGUGCUGGACGUGGCGGAGCUGGGCGGCAGCCCGCCGCUGCGCCUGCUGCGCCUGCGCAACCCGUGGGGCCACUACACGUGGCGCGGCGCGUGGGCGGCGCACUGCCCGCGCUGGACGGACGCGCUGCGCCGCGCGCUGCCCGCCGCCGAGCGCGACCAGGGCGUGUUCUGGAUCAGCUUCGACGACGUGCUCAGGUACUUCGACUGCAUAGACAUAUGCAAGGUGCGAGUGGGAUGGCACGAGGUCCGGCUGGCCGGCAUCCUGCCUCCCAUGUCGUCCACGCGACACCUGACCUGCCUCCUGCUCACUGCCACUCAACCCACCGAGGUCGACUUUACGCUGUUUCAAGAGGGACAGAGAAAUUCAGCCAAAAGUCAGAGGUCCCAGCUCGAUUUGUGCGUAGUUGUUUUCAGAACUAAAUCUGGACCUAGCGCUCAAGUUGGCAAACUAGUAGCUCAUAGCAAAAGACAAGUCCGAGGUUUCGUCGGCUGUCAUAAAAUGUUAGAAAAAGGAUUUUAUUUAGUAGUAUGCUUGGCUUUCAACCACUGGCACACCGGUCUGGAACUGGCAGACAGUUCAGCCUGGCCACGACACGUUCUAGCAGCACAUUCUUCAAAACCGUUGACCGUGGAACGUCCCUCGCUCCAUCCACAUAUCCUAGCGGACGCUAUCAUUGGCUUGACCUUGGCAAGAGGUCAAAGGCACGAAGGAAGACAAGGAAUGACGGCGUAUUAUUUGACGAAGGGUUGGGCUGGUCUAGUGGUGAUGGUGGAAAACAGACACACGGACAAAUGGAUCCACGUGAAGUGCGACUGUCAAGAGAGUUACAACGUAGUGUCCACGCGCGGGGAACUCAAGACCAUCGACUCUGUGCCGCCGCUGCAUCGACAAGUGAUCAUAGUGCUGACGCAACUGGAGGGUAGCGGCGGAUUCUCUAUAGCGCACCGACUCACGCACCGCCUGGCGGCCGGCGCCCGCCUGCAGGACUGGGCGCCGCGCGCCGACGACCAGCCGCGCCACCGGCCCCCCCUCGCGCGCCGCCUCAGCGGCCUGCACGCGCCGCGCCUCAUCACGUAGGGUGCGCUCGCCCUACCAGCCGCGCCACCGCCCCCCCCCCCCCUCCUCGCGCGCCAUAGCUCGCGCACGCACCAGCCGCGACUACACCCCCCCCCCCCCUUCGCGCGCGCGCCGCUUCACCGCAAUGGUACCCUACAAAAGCGCCCUAAGCGACCAUAGUCCAACUUAGAUUGAGUAUGACUAUUCAUAUAGCUAGCUAGGGUCCAUUUAUACUCAAACAUUAAUAACUAGAAAUUCUUAAUUAAAGAGGCCACAUCGUAACCUAGUGUACACAUUUUGAGAUAACAAAAAUCUAAAAUAGAACACGUACUUACUAAGAAAAAUGGACCGUAAGGCUUCAGUGACAAAGUUGAAUAUCAAAUGGAUCAUAGUUAAUAAGGAUCAAUGAUCUUUCGAAUUCGUGUCUAGAAUAUUUGAUUUAGCUUUUACUAGAUAUUAAUUAUAUAAGCCUGUACGAAAUCCACUUCUCGCUGUUGAAGAUGGUUCAGAAACUGGCACGAUGCCAUAUUAACAUCAAAUAUGCCAUUUAACAUAUUUCAACGUGUAAUUCAAUCAAGCGUCAUUAUUAUACUGCCUUAAGAUCAAAUAAGUUUUAAAUAAUAGGAAACAGACACAAAAUAAACUUGAAAAUUGAUGACAUUGAAGGUACGAAGGACGAUCUACUCAUAAAUCGUAAUUUUUAAUAUGUAAAGACUAUCAUUUGAUAACUUAAUACAAUUCGUAUUUUUUAACUAUAAAUAAAUAUUGCAUAUAAAAUGUCACAAUGGUUAUUUUUCGACUAGUUGUAACUUCAAUUAAAUAUUAAGCCAUCAAUGAUGUAUAAACUGUAAGAUGUUUAAUCAUUAUGUAAUAAUCGCGUAGAUGAGUAAAGGCAUUGUAUUCGUUAAUUUAGUCCUUAAUCGUAUUGUUUUAAGAACGGAAAUCGCGCAAUCGAUAAAUUUUAAAUGUGAUUUUGUUUGAGAUCUGAAAAUUGUUUUGAUUAUUUUUAAAUCAAUAUGUUCGGGGAUGUGAUGUUAGAUUUAUAAUAACUCAGUGCAAUUAAAUGAAUUUCUUUAGGGUAUAGGUUUCUGCACGCAUUUUUAUAUAAAUAAUAUAUAAUAGGAAAAUAAAGGAAAUAGGGGUGUGCAAAUGUGACUAAAAAUUAUAAUUUCUAAGUUUUUUUUUUUUGGGUAAUUCUGAGGUUAUGAAGUGAUCAUUUAUUGUUAAAGUGUUGAAUGUCAAUGUGUAAUAUCGGUCUAUAUUUGAACACCCCUGCGGUUUACUUUUCAUUGGAACCUAUUUGAAGAACAUGUACGAAAUAUUUGUAUGAGUUUUUUUUUUUUUAAUUUUUAAUCUUGCUAUGGAGUAAUUAUUUGUUUGAAUUGCUUAUAUGAUAUUUCGAUUUAAGACAAUGCGCUAUCUCCAACGUGCAACAGGACAGUAGUGAGACUGAAGUGACACUUAAAGAAAUGUCAUGACCAUCUCGCCAGAGAAAGUAAUGUCUGAUGAAAUAAAAGAUCUGUAUGUUGUUCAAAUAUUGAGGGUUAGCUAUGCAUCUACACUCUUUAAGCUAGGUCCUUCAACUUUCCCAAAAAAUAUUUUAAAAAAAAAUUUCAUUGUUUUG
Molecule: messenger RNA, 6162 nt
Organism: Vanessa tameamea
Lineage: Eukaryota; Metazoa; Arthropoda; Insecta; Lepidoptera; Nymphalidae
Gene: sol
Product: calpain-D
Exons: 21
Coding region: 144-4559 (1471 amino acids)
Biological process (GO): proteolysis
Cellular component (GO): cytoplasm
Molecular function (GO): calcium-dependent cysteine-type endopeptidase activity
Source: RefSeq, a predicted model, not a curated record